Molecule: messenger RNA, 1161 nt
Organism: Hyaloscypha bicolor E
Lineage: Eukaryota; Fungi; Ascomycota; Leotiomycetes; Helotiales; Hyaloscyphaceae
Exons: 1
Coding region: 41-880 (279 amino acids)
Source: RefSeq, a predicted model, not a curated record
CACCAUCUCAUCACAACUAAAUUCCAUUCCACUGCCGAUAAUGGCAACCCCAACCCCUGGACAACCGAAUUUCGAGUUCCAAAAACUCAGCAAAACCGUCUUUCUUUUCACCCCUCCGACGACACCUCCCGCGAACUCCACAGAUCCAACAACAAUCCUCAUCUGCCAAUGGAUGGGCAUCUCUCCUAAGUCGCGCUCUCUCAACACGGCCUAUAACCAAUACCGUAGCCUUUAUCCCAACUCCAGGAUCCUGUCCGUCCGGUCCCUCCCAGAAUACUUCAGCACCGCCACAGCAUCAACCCGUCGCGCCUCUCUCAAGCAAAUAAUCUCCGCCAUCGACUCAGACCCCGCGCCUGAAAAGCGGCUCCUCGUUCAUCUCUUCAGUAAUGGCGGGUCACUGAGCUUCUCGGAUAUCAGUGAGAUUUACAAGCAGGGGACAGGUCACGUUCUCCGCGCAAAAGCUAUCAUCUUUGACUCCUGCCCCGGACGUCCGACGGUUGCUGAGGGAUGGGCCGCAAUAUCCACCGGCCUCCCCAAGGGCAUCCUCUGGUAUCUUGCUGCUGCCGGUAUCUUACUGAUGUUUGGCGUGAUUGCGAUUGGGCGGUAUGGCCUGGGCAUUCCGACGUUCCUUGAUAGGGUUUUCCCGAAACUGAAUGAUUGGGAAUUGGUGGAUAGGAGGGCAAAGAGACUUUAUAUUUGGAGUGACGCGGAUAAGGUUGUUGCUGCUAGAGACUGCAGAGAGCAUGCCAGGUUGGCGAAAUUGGAAGGCGUGAAGGUGUCAACGCUGGAGGAGACGGAGACGGCGCAUAUGACGGCGCUUGUCAAGGAUGGGGAGAGGUAUUGGAGCACGGUUGAGAAGUUCUGGGAGGGUUCCAAGUAACGGAAAGUAGAGCGAUUUGCGGGGUUGCCUGGGCACUCUUCGUAGUCGUGUGGCACUUUGCAUCGUGUUAGACAUUCUGAAAGCUGUUUCUAUCAAUCUUCUUCGGAAAAUCGUACAUUCGAAAGUUUGAAGGCUCUACACUUUUCGGGUAUAAAUUGGCGAUGUUCCCAGCAAAGCACCCAAUCAGUACUAGCAAAUCUUUCAGCUUCUUCUCAACGCUGCAUUUUCCUUCACCUCGCUUUGACAAGUCGAAUCAUUGGUUUGCUCCUACUUUACAAACC